Molecule: messenger RNA, 1294 nt
Organism: Diuraphis noxia (Russian wheat aphid)
Lineage: Eukaryota; Metazoa; Arthropoda; Insecta; Hemiptera; Aphididae
Source: RefSeq, a predicted model, not a curated record
CCACCGUCCCUAGAAACGUGUGCGAGUUCCAAGUGCGUCGCCUUUCUGCCCGGACCCUCCGAGCACGUUUUUUCUCUCUCCCUCGUCGUUCCUUUCGAUCGUCCGCAGACGUCUUCCGCGUGUGCGUUUCCAAUUUUCAGCCCUUGUUUUUGCGAUUUGCACAACACUACAAAUCACUGUUAUAAUAUUGUUAUUUGUAUUAUUAAUAUUAAUUACAUUUUUAUCGAGUACCAACCUAAUAAUUCAUACGGUUCKUCGUCUAAAGAAGCCGUGGAAAUGAACGACUUUCGUGAAAUCCCUGAAAACGAAACGAAUCACCAGAAAAUAGAACUUUAAAAACCGUAAGCCAUACGAUAUUCUAACACCACAACCAUCCAUCCGUCGUCGUUCUCGUUGUCACCGUCACAACCUUUUAUACGACAAAAUUAUUCAGAUUGAAUAGAAAACCCGUCGAAUCCACAGAUAUCCACUUGAUUUACUUCGGUCCCCAAUGGCGGACCGRCGAGUGACGUGGUACGUGGCCACGCUGUCAGCAAUAAUAAUUUCCGUCGCUGCUGGAAUAGGUAGUAAUAAAGGUGGUCUCAUAUUGUCAAAAUUAGUCAUACCUCAGUGGGCAGACUUGAGGAGUUCGGUGACGCUUUAUUGCCAGUUUGACACGGGCGGUGACAGUCUGUACUCAGUGAAAUGGUACAAGGACGAUCACGAAUUCUUCCGAUACACGCCYGGAUUGAAUCCACAGACGCUUGUGUUCGACGUGGACGGCGUAAACGUGGACGAGAGUAAGUCAUCUGCUAGUGAAGUGACUCUGUAUCCGUUGACCAGGACGAGCAACGGCAAUUACAAGUGUGAAGUAUCUACGGAUGCUCCAAAUUUCCCAACGGUUGUUGAAGACGCCAAUAUGUCAGUCAUCGCAUUUCCUGAUGAUGGUCCGAGGAUAGAAGGACUCCGGCCAUUAUACUCAGUAGGUGAAUUCUUGGAAGCCAACUGUACAGCAAAAAUGACAUUUCCCCUAGCACAGGUCACUUGGUUCAUUAACAACUUGGAGGUGGACAGUUACCUGCUCGARCGUUAUACUCCUGAAGUAUCUGAAGGCCCGUUCUACAACUCCACGUUGGGACUGCGGUUUCCACUCAAAAAGGAAUGGGUAGACAUGAACAAAAAACUUAUGUACGUAAAAUGUACUGCAAAGGUGGCUGGAGCUGAAGCCAAGUCAGACGAGUUGAGUGURCGGCUGCGACUCGUUCCCGAUCAAACAUUAUCGCAAGAGAGGCACAUUCUUAAUGCUGGUAAAUAA